Oppiella nova is the source of this 2243-nucleotide messenger RNA. NCBI's taxonomy places the organism in Eukaryota, Metazoa, Arthropoda, Arachnida, Sarcoptiformes, Oppiidae. The record is from the annotation of a GenBank genome assembly.
GUACUGUACUAUAAGUGAGUCUAUUUGGUGUGCAUUUGCUGUGCGUUUUGUGUGCAUUCAAUGCAUUGUCUGCAUUGCUUUCACUAGUGCUUCACUGUAUCCACUAAUCCACUGUUGUUUCACUUAAUUGUAAUCAUCUCGUGAUUGACAUCUUCGGCAGCGACUGGUCUUGGGAUCCGAUCAAGUGUUUGGUCUUAAGUGACAUAACGUUUACCAAUACAAUAGACUCAGCAAACAAUUAAUUUAUAUGACGUCUCCAUUAAGUCUUUUCGAAUUUCCGGUUCGACACAAUCCUCAGUCAGAGAUCUAUUCUAUAGACACAACAGAUUGUAUUCAAUCCAAACGGAUAUCAUUAAUAUCUUCACUGUUUAUGCCUUGUCAUCGAUCACCACAUCCGCCAAAUCUCUUAAAUUCGCGGUAUUUAUCCGGUAGUGUUAGCGCCGGUAGUCAACGAAAAUUACAACCGUUUCGGUCGUGACUUUGAAUCCCAAUCCAAUCCAUUGUAUUAUAUGUUGGGGUCGCCCGUCAUUCGGUCCGAACACUCGGCAGUCAUUUCCACACAAAUAAAGCCCCAAAACAUUUCAAAUUGCAUUCAAUUUCAGUCAAAACCAACAUAUUAUUAGUUCUCAUAUUAUUAUUAAUUAGAGUUUAGAAGUCUUAGUUUGGGUCCGACAUGGGGUCCGUCAACGUUAACCGCAAUCUUACCGAUCAGUUCUAUCGCUACAAAAUGCCUAAACUUAUUGCCAAAGUCGAGGGCAAAGGCAAUGGCAUUAAGACAGUGAUCGUCAAUAUGGUUGAAGUGGCGAAAGCUCUGAAUCGGCCGCCGAUGUAUCCAACCAAAUACUUCGGGUGCGUAUUGGGUGCACAAGUGAAUUGUGAUCUCAAGAAUGAGCGCUAUAUCGUGAACGGCGCUCACGAGUCGAAUAAACUCCAGGAUCUGUUGGACGGAUUCAUUCAGAAAUACGUUUUGUGCAGUUCUUGUGACAAUCCGGAGACCGUUCUCACAGUGAGUCAGAAGAAGGGAACCAUAAACUCGAGUUGUAAGGCGUGCGGACACAGCGUUAUGCUUCCGGCGACCGACAAGUUGGCCACUUAUAUACUCAAAUACCCGCCCAAUCAAGUGAUAGCAUCGGGUGCUUCAGUACAACCGGGAAAGAAGAGCAAACGUAAGGCCAAAGAGGAGGGCAAGAAGAAUGGAGACUCCAAUGACCGCAAUAGUCCUCAACACGAAUCCGAUGAAUUCAAUGACGAACUCAAUGGCGAUGACGACGACUGGUGCGAAGACACUGAUGCAGACGCUGUGGCCCGACGUAUGGAAGAGUUGAGUGUCGGCGCCAAAGGGCUUAUGCUUAACGACGACUUGGAGAAGACAUCCGAAGAACGUCUGCAGAUCUUCUUCGACUUCACUAAAAAAAAGAAGAAUGGAUUCAAUGGACCAUUGGAUGCGUCGCUGCAGAAGGAGAUCAUAGGCGAAGCGGAACGGCUUGACGUUCGAGACAAAGCUGUGAUCGUGUUGUGCGAACUCCUAUUCGAUGACCCGUCGAAGAUAUUGCAGCAAAUCAAGACACAACGGGUCCUCUUUUUGCGCUUCACAACUGACAACAGCAGAGCUCAGAAGUAUUUGUUGAGAGGCAUUGAGCUGACGGUUAAGGAGUUUAAGGAUCAGCUGAUACCUCGUGUGCCUCACAUUCUGAAGCAGUUCUACGAUUUGGAUAUUUUGGAUGAGAAAGUGCUGCUCGAAUGGGGCUCUAAAGUUCAGAAGAAAUCGGUGGGCAAAGAGAUCGCUCAAGAGAUCUACGAGAAGGCGCAGCCAUUCAUCAAAUGGCUUAAAGAAGCGGAAGAAGAGGAGUCGGACAGCGAAGAGGACGAGGAGGAGAUUGAAGUGGUAUACGAUGAGCGCAUACGUCCGGACAAAAUCAUACAAAUCGAGGACAAGGAGGAGCCGAAAGCCAAAGCCAAUGACUCGAAUAACAUCCAGUCGGCCACCGAUGACAUCGAUAUCGACGCCAUUUAGUCGACACUAUUCUACGUCAAAAUGAUUUGCUUUUAUGACUUUAUUUUGUGUUUAUGAUUUCAAUUUAAUUGUAAACUUAUUAUUAAUUUUAUUGCUAUAAUAUUAUUGAUUAGUUUUAAUCUCAAUUCAAUUCCUUAUUAUUUAAAACGAAUGGUUUGAUUCAAACAUCCAUUUGAUUGAUUGAUUCUGUCUUAUUAUCUAAUAAAUUGAUAAAACUUUGCAUUCAAAA